CCACGCGCGACAACAAAGAACUUCUCCUUUACAUUCUUCACGACUAUCACCAUCGCACAUACAACACCGACGGCACACACAUUCACUAUCACGCUCGAGAGCAUCCCGAUCGCUUCACCCAGGAGAGCUCUUGCGACAGCGCGCUUCCCUCUCGACCUGCCCUCGAGGCAUUCCUACCUCAACCGACAUUACUACCAUCACCCCUUUCGCACAUCCUCACGCACGCUCCGACACUCACACCAUGGCGGGCACAUCUGUCGAGGCGGGUAGCAACCUCGCGGGCCAGAUCCAGUCUGCAGUCCAGCCGAAACUGAUGGAGAAUGGCUGGGUGGCCGAAGAAAACGACACAACCCUCUCCGAAUAUGUCACGAUGAUGAUUGUUAAUGGCAAGGACCUGCAAAGUGUCAGGUCGGAGUUGGGAGGCGAUUUGCUGGGCGUGGGCGAAGACGAUGCUGCCGUGGGCGAGUUUGCGCAGUGGCUCUUUGAGUUUGUCAAUUCUCUGGCAGUACCACAACAAGCGCCUGCGCAGCAAGAAGAGCAGCCACAGGCCGCUCCGAUCGUUCAAGAUGCGCAGAUGGAAGAUACUGCAGCAUCGACGGAGGCAGUACCAACAGGGCCGAAGUCAAUGCGAAAUGGUAAUAGUACUCCAAGAGGAGGCCGAGGAGGUCGCCUGCUUGGACAAAUGAACCGCAACAUGGACCGUUCGAACGACCUUCCCGAUAAUCUCCGCAAGAUCCGAGGUGCGGCUGGCGGUCAGACAGGACGCAUCAACUCACACGCCGGAAGAGAUGGCGCCCCUCGAGGCCCACGCGGUGCUAGCAAUGCCGCGCGCGGUAUUCAGCUCGCCAUGAACGGCGGGCGUGGCGCUCAUCAUAACAACAUGAAUGCUAUGGGAGGCGGCAUGGGAUUCGGCAUGCCAAAUGGACAAAUGGACCCGCAACAACAAAUGCAGCUCAUGCAGAUGAUGGAAAUGCAAGCCAACAUGCUGGCUCAAGUCAUGCAAAACAAUGGACAAAUGUCUCCCAUGAGUCGUGGCGGAUUCCAACAGCAACGAGGACGUGGCCGGGGUAAUGCCCGAGGAAGAGGCGAUCGACAACAGACCUCAAGUGAACUUCACGCUGUCGAUGGAAAGAUGCCGAUGGGUGCUUUGACCGACUCAAAACCCGCCCAUGCCGACGGCAUGGAAAUCGACGGCGAGGACCAAUCGAACUCAAAAUUCUCCGUCAUGUGCAAAUUCAACCACAACUGCUCGAAUCCCGGCUGCGGCUUCGCCCACUCCACUCCAGCAUCUACAACACCAAUCUCCGUCGAUCUCAGCGAGACUUGCACAUUCGGCUCCGCAUGCAAGAACUUCAAGUGCCAUGCCCGUCAUCCGAGUCCCGCGCAAGCCCACGGUGGCGGCGGCGGUGGAGGAGGAGGCAUUAAGGCUGUCUGCAAAUUCUACCCCAACUGUACGAAUCCCAACUGCAUGUUUGAGCAUCCUGCGGGCGCCGCCUGCCGUAAUGGUGCCGACUGUACCGUCCCUGGCUGCAAGUUCACCCACACCACGAUUGUCUGCAAAUACAACCCUUGCUCGAGACCUACGUGCCCGUUCAAGCACGCUGAUGGCCAGAAGAGAGGCAAUUUCCAGGAUAAGGUCUGGACCGCAGACGGAGUCGAUGGCGCAAAUGGUAAUGGCAAGGCUGAUCGGUUCGCCGACUUCAACAAGCAGAGUGAGGGUGCGGCGGAGGAGUUGAUUCUUCCAGGACAACAGGCGGUGGAGGCGAAUGGAAAUGGCUUCAAGCAGGAAGAGGCUAUCAAGCAGGAGCAAAGUGAGGGAAUCGUCACUUAG
Zymoseptoria tritici IPO323 is the source of this 1831-nucleotide messenger RNA. RefSeq lists its product as uncharacterized. Gene Ontology annotation, cellular component: cytoplasm; nucleus. The coding region runs from base 242 to 1831 and encodes 529 amino acids. Gene Ontology annotation, biological process: regulation of mRNA stability. The record is from RefSeq and is a predicted model, not a curated record. The transcript has 2 exons. Lineage: Eukaryota; Fungi; Ascomycota; Dothideomycetes; Mycosphaerellales; Mycosphaerellaceae. Gene Ontology annotation, molecular function: poly(A) binding.